Vicia villosa (hairy vetch) is the source of this 1756-nucleotide messenger RNA. Its product is annotated as F-box/FBD/LRR-repeat protein At3g14710-like. The transcript is spliced from 3 exons. The coding region runs from base 127 to 1545 and encodes 472 amino acids. The record is from RefSeq and is a predicted model, not a curated record. Gene Ontology annotation, molecular function: protein binding. Lineage: Eukaryota; Viridiplantae; Streptophyta; Magnoliopsida; Fabales; Fabaceae.
AAAACGACAAUCAUUUCGAAAUUUAGAGAGUAAUUUGGUGCAUGGUUAUCAAUAUACUAUACUAUGAUCCAAGUUAUAAUAAAAUUUGUUUUAGUUCAACUUAAUUGUUGAACACUUUCAUGUUUUAUGUCACAGAUACUUUUGCAGGUAGUGAUGGAUUCAAUGAAAGUGAACAUAGAGAUUCCAACUAAACACCUUCCAACCGGGGAAGCAGCAGUUGAAGAAAUCGAUGUGAUUAGCACAUUACAUGAAAACAUUCUUGGUCGCAUCCUAUCUUUCAUUCCAAUCAUAGACGCCGUUCACACUAGCGUCUUAUCAAGAAGAUGGAUUGAAGUUUGGACAUACAUAACAAGCCUAAAGUUUGAUGAUGGUUUGCUUCAUUAUGAGAAAAAGAUGCCAAAACAACAGUUUGUGAAUUUUGUUGAAAAAGUACUUUUUCAGCUUACAAAUUCAAGCAUCCAAAGUUUCUCUCUUAGCUUAACUAGUUAUCAAUAUGAUGCAUCUCUCAUAACUUCAUGGAUUUCCUUUAUCUUAGAAAGAAGAGUUCAAAAGCUUCAUAUUCAGUAUGCUGAUAAAGUUUUUCUUUCUUCAAAUUUACUCUUUACUUGCGAUUCUUUAGUAGAAUUGGUGCUUCAAAUGAAAUGUACUCUUAGUCUACCGAUAUCUGUUCAUCUCGCAAACCUUCAAAAAUUUAGCAUUUCUGGGAUCAAAUUAGUAAGUGAUUCAUCCAAUUACUCAAAAGAUAUAACUCUUAAUUUCCCAGUUCUCAAAGUAUUUGAAGCUAGAGGGUGUGUAUGGUCAACUACGCAGGACAUUAGUUUACAAGUACCUUUACUUGAGAGGUUUUCCAUAGCAAUACGGAAUCGUCAAUCGAAUAAAUCAUGUAAUUUUGCCAUCAAGGUUCAUAGUUCACGUCUAACGGAUUUCUCUUACGAGAAUGAUCUGGAACAGGAUAUCGUUCUAUGUGAUUCUUCGUCAAUUCGUAAUGCUUCUAUUGCGAUUGUUGUGUAUGAAGACAAGGAGGACAAAAUGGAAAAACUUGAACUUCAAGCAUGUAAUCUUCUCAGACAAAUCCAUGAUGUGGAACGAUUGGAAUUUUUUUUUUACAAGGUUUUUAGGCAGGCUAAAGAUAUUUUCACCAAUCUGCCAGUAUUUGGAAGGUUGACAUAUCUGCAACUAAAUGAGGUCAAGGGUGAAGCUUUGUUGCAAUUUCUCAACAAUUCCCCAAUUCUUAAUACUCUUGUUUUGCUUCAUGGAGUAUGUUUCUUGCAUCAAGACGUCUUUACUUCAGCUGUGGUGCCUCGCUGCUUUCUGUCAAGCCUCAAUGUAUUUCGGUUUGAAGGUUUUGAUGCAAACGAGCAUGAUCUUUCUUUGGUAAAAUUCAUGUUAGAAAAUGCAGCAAUGCUGCAGACGAUGACGAUCACACCAUCAUUUUGGCUGCGAUUUGCAGAUAUUGAUUUGGAAAACGUUAAGGAGCAGAUACUCUCAUUACCAACGUGUUCUAACUUUUGCAAGAUAGAUUUUUCUGAUAUCAAUAGUUGUUGAAGAUUUUCAGAGCACCACAAGAAUAUUUGUGCCACAAUUGUUUAAUGUAUUUAGUUUUAGUGUAAUGCCUUACACUACAUUAUAGCAAUGCAAAAUAUACGAGGUGUAGUUUCUCUUCAUUAUUAUGUUGGUUCUAGCAGUGAGUUAUUUAUCUUUAGUAUCUGUUAGUGGUUGAUGGAUAACAUUUUCAAAAAUGAGAUAGACAAAAAAA